AAAUUAACGACUUGUUAUAGUGCCUUUCUUUAAGACUCCGGAUUCCACCGGGAUAUUUAUGGUCAACUAAGAUCCGUGUGAUAGGUCCUCAGUCUCCAGUGUCAUUGGUGAAUGACCGAAGAUGUCUCACAGCAGGUUGUUUGCCAGGCUGCUUUUGCAGCACAGUGGAGUCAGGCACUGCUACACAGGAACAAGAAAGAACCUGUACAUUGACAAGAACACGAAGGUCAUCUGCCAAGGUUUCACGGGGAAGCAGGGGACAUUUCACAGUCAGCAGGCUCUCGACUAUGGCUCCCAGUUAGUUGGAGGAGUUUCCCCUGGCAAGGGUGGCAAGACCCACCUUGGCCUGCCAGUUUUUAACUCUGUGAAGGAGGCAAAGCAGGGCACAGGGGCAGACGCCUCUGUGAUUUAUGUACCUCCUCCAUUCGCGGCAGCAGCCAUCAUUGAGGCCAUUGACGCAGAGAUACCUCUGGUGGUGUGCAUCACUGAGGGCAUCCCCCAGCAGGACAUGGUUAAAGUCAAACAUAAGCUUCUGCGCCAGAGCGCUACUCGCCUCAUAGGCCCAAACUGCCCAGGAGUCAUUAAUCCCGGGGAAUGUAAGAUUGGCAUCAUGCCAGGCCACAUUCACAAGAAAGGAAGAAUCGGCAUUGUUUCUAGAUCGGGUACCCUGACAUAUGAAGCUGUGCACCAAACUACACAAGUAGGCCUGGGCCAGUCACUCUGUGUUGGUAUUGGCGGGGAUCCAUUUAAUGGCACAAACUUCAUAGACUGUCUGGAGGUGUUCCUGCAGGAUCCCAAGACGGAGGGCAUCAUCCUUAUUGGAGAAAUCGGAGGAAAUGCAGAGGAGAAUGCAGCAGAGUACCUGAAACAGCACAACUCUGGUGAUAAUUCAAAGCCUGUGGUAUCCUUCAUCGCUGGUCUAACUGCUCCUCCUGGCCGUAGAAUGGGCCAUGCUGGCGCCAUCAUCGCUGGCGGGAAGGGUGGAGCCAAAGAGAAGAUUGCAGCCCUCCAGUCAGCUGGAGUUGUAGUCAGCAUGUCCCCUGCUCAGUUGGGCAGCACUAUGUUCAAGGAGUUUGAGAAGAGGAAGAUGUUGUAAAUUGCGCAAGAAGGCAGCUGACCUCUUACCCCCUGCCUCGAAAUUGAGAUGAGCAGCCUGAGUCUGGAGGUGGAUAUGCCCCUACGGUGUCUGUAAACCCCGAUUAUUUCAACUACGAUACGCACACGAAGUGUUUAUAUUGUAAUUUCUGCCAUGAACUCAUACCUUGCACAUAAAUGGAAAGAAUAAAACACAGUGUUUUACUGGUAUCCUAAAGAAAUCAUUGUACACAUGUAAAAGCUUUAUAGAUGUUUUCCUUCUCCACACAAUGUCGGCAGCUUACGGAUCGUCGCCACAGUGAUCUGUUUCAUUCUGUUCUGCUGUUCCUGCUCUAUGAUGGAUUUCAUCACUAAUUUCACUGGUUGUCCACCCGAAUAAGAAACAUUUCUCAUAUCAUUUUCUAGCUGUGUCGCCUGUACUUUCACGUGGCAUAUGUAAGAAACAGAUGUGGUCUACUUGUAGAAUGGCCUUGCUGUCUCCAGAUUUUUAGGCAUCAUUAAAGUAACUCAAGAAGUACAAAUCAUCACUUAUCGGGAUGCAGAAGGGGCAGGCAAUGUGGUAUAGAUACAGAAACAACUGCCAGGUGAGCAUUUAUGACAAAAGUGCUUCUUUUUACCAUAAAUUGCAAUGUUAAUAAAUCCCACUUCUGAAAACGCCUCAUCCGA
Molecule: messenger RNA, 1761 nt
Organism: Oreochromis aureus
Lineage: Eukaryota; Metazoa; Chordata; Actinopteri; Cichliformes; Cichlidae
Gene: suclg1
Product: succinate-CoA ligase GDP/ADP-forming subunit alph
Exons: 9
Coding region: 122-1096 (324 amino acids)
Biological process (GO): tricarboxylic acid cycle
Cellular component (GO): mitochondrion; succinate-CoA ligase complex (ADP-forming)
Molecular function (GO): succinate-CoA ligase (ADP-forming) activity; succinate-CoA ligase (GDP-forming) activity
Source: RefSeq, a predicted model, not a curated record